Tricharina praecox is the source of this 831-nucleotide messenger RNA. RefSeq lists its product as uncharacterized. NCBI's taxonomy places the organism in Eukaryota, Fungi, Ascomycota, Pezizomycetes, Pezizales, Pyronemataceae. The record is from RefSeq and is a predicted model, not a curated record. The coding region runs from base 217 to 723 and encodes 168 amino acids. The transcript has a single exon.
CCAAGUUGAUAAUCUAGACACUCUAGUGACUAGUUGUGGCUUGCUUAGGUACGUACAUUUUCCUCUCCAAGCCUCAAGCCUCCUCUAAGGUGUAGAUAUAUAACAGAAGGAAAAAAAAGCCAAACGACCUUGCACUGUGCAGGGUAUGUAUGUAGGAAUUCCAUCCGCCGUCCGGAUGCAAACAGAAACGGAAACAGAAACAGCAUUGGAAUUGGGAUGGGGGCUAAACAUUUUUUGGGCCUGUGGCUUGCUGGCUGGCUGGCUGACUGGCUGGCUGGAGGGCUGACAGGCCGGCCGACAACAGAGGCUGGCAACCGAGCAGAUUCCGUUUCCGGCCGGACACGACUGAGCGAUUGGGCGAUUUGGCGAUUCCCAUUCUCAUUCUUAUUCUCCGAGCUCAUCCGGGAACCCGGACAUACCAAAGGUGCGAAGUGCGGAAAUGAAGGGCAAAGUGUCGAAAAGCAGGUAAAGUGCGGAAAAGAACCCCUCUUUUUCGUCAGGUGGAGUCAGAUGGACUGGGAAAGUGCGGAUUUGGGGUUUAAGGGUCAGCCAGUCAGCAAGCAGCAGGCAGUGUUGGGCUUGAACUUGGACUUGAAGCGAGUGAGCGAGAGCUGUGCCACCACCACCUCCACCACCUCGACCACCAACACCACCACCUCCACGGUACUACCUUAUGGAAGGAGGAGGAGGAGUGCCCAUUGUCCAGCGGACGCGCGGCGAUAAAUCUUCAACUACCUAGGCUCUAAGUCCAGCCCGAACACAGCAGUCGCCACAGGCCCCCAGCAGUAGGCUCUCUCUCUCCCGCCCUCUCGAUGACUGUUUUUCGCCAUG